Pteropus alecto (black flying fox) is the source of this 1103-nucleotide messenger RNA. RefSeq names its product NK6 homeobox 1 (gene NKX6-1). Gene Ontology annotation, molecular function: RNA polymerase II cis-regulatory region sequence-specific DNA binding; DNA-binding transcription factor activity, RNA polymerase II-specific. The transcript is spliced from 3 exons. Gene Ontology annotation, cellular component: nucleus. The record is from RefSeq and is a predicted model, not a curated record. NCBI's taxonomy places the organism in Eukaryota, Metazoa, Chordata, Mammalia, Chiroptera, Pteropodidae. Gene Ontology annotation, biological process: regulation of transcription by RNA polymerase II; cell differentiation. The coding region runs from base 1 to 1098 and encodes 365 amino acids.
AUGUUAGCGGUGGGGGCGAUGGAGGGCACCCGGCAGAGCGCUUUCUUGCUCAGUAGCCCGCCCCUGGCCGCCCUGCACAGCAUGGCCGAAAUGAAGACCCCGUUGUACCCCGCCGCGUACCCCCAGCUACCUGCCGGCCCCGCCUCCUCCUCGUCCUCCUCGUCUUCCUCAUCGUCGCCCUCUCCGCCUUUGGGCGCCCACAACCCAGGCAGCCUUAAGCCCCCGGCCGCGGGGGGGCUCUCGUCCCUGGGCAGCCCCCCGCAGCAACUCUCGGCAGCCACUCCACACGGUAUCAACGACAUCCUGAGCCGGCCCUCAAUGCCCGUGGCUUCAGGGGCCGCCCUGCCCUCCGCCUCUCCCUCCGGUUCCUCCUCCUCCUCUUCCUCGUCCACCUCCGCUUCCUCGGCUUCGGCCGCUGCCGCCGCGGCUGCUGCCGCCGCAGCCGCUGCCUCCUCUCCAGCGGGGCUGUUGGCCGGCCUGCCCCGCUUCAGCAGCCUGAGCCCGCCGCCGCCACCGCCGGGGCUUUAUUUUAGCCCCAGUGCCGCAGCUGUGGCCGCUGUGGGUCGGUACCCCAAGCCGCUAGCGGAGCUGCCCGGCCGGACGCCUAUCUUCUGGCCAGGAGUGAUGCAGAGCCCGCCCUGGAGGGACGCGCGCCUGGCCUGCACCCCUCAUCAAGGAUCCAUUUUGUUGGACAAAGACGGGAAGAGAAAACACACGAGACCUACGUUCUCCGGCCAGCAGAUCUUUGCCCUGGAGAAGACUUUUGAACAAACGAAAUACUUGGCAGGGCCCGAGAGGGCCCGCUUGGCGUAUUCUUUGGGGAUGACGGAGAGUCAGGUCAAGGUCUGGUUCCAGAACCGCCGGACCAAGUGGAGGAAGAAGCACGCGGCGGAGAUGGCCACGGCCAAGAAGAAGCAGGACUCGGAGACCGAGCGGCUCAAGGGGGCUUCGGAGAACGAGGAGGAGGACGACGACUACAACAAGCCGCUGGACCCCAACUCGGACGACGAGAAAAUCACACAGCUGCUGAAGAAGCACAAGUCCGGCGGCGGCGGCGGCCUCCUGCUGCACGCGUCCGAGACUGAGGGCUCGUCCUGAGCGCC